Molecule: messenger RNA, 950 nt
Organism: Rosa rugosa (rugosa rose)
Lineage: Eukaryota; Viridiplantae; Streptophyta; Magnoliopsida; Rosales; Rosaceae
Exons: 4
Coding region: 46-645 (199 amino acids)
Cellular component (GO): membrane
Molecular function (GO): ABC-type transporter activity
Source: RefSeq, a predicted model, not a curated record
UCUUGUAUAUGUCACAAAGUUCAUAUAUGGUUAGCGUUUGAUAAUAUGAUUUUACUUGCAUUGUUAGUUCAAAGGUAUGUCCCUCUUGGAGCAUCUGUUGCUGAUUUGUAUGCAGGAGCAGGUGUUAUCAGAUUAUCAUUGGCUGCUACAAGAAAAUGCAGGUCUGUGAGAUGCAUUGAGAUUAACAAAGAAUCAAAGCUAUCCUUUGAGAAGACGGUUGCCCGCCUGCCAAACAUAGUAGAUAGCAGCAUCAGCUGGCAUCAUGCAGACACUUCUAAGUUAAGACAUAGGAGAGGAAAAUCAGAAACUACUCGUGCUCAGUACAUAAACACAAAGGAUGUGAGGCUGACAAUAAGCACUUGGAAUGUUGCUGGAAGAGUUCCGGAUGAAAACCUUGAUAUUGAUGAUUGGAUUUCUUCAGAAGAGCCAUCAGAUAUCUACAUGUUCAAUGGAAUGGCAGAGCUUUCGAUGACUAUAGCCAAGCUUCCAGUGUUUUAUAAGCACAGAAAGUUGCUCUUCUUUCCACCAUGGGCAUAUGCACUUCCGGCAUGGCUCCUCAAGAUCCCUCUCACCUGUGUUGAAGUUGGUGUUUGGGUAUUUAUCACCUAUUAUGUCAUUGGCUUUGAUCCAAAUGUUGGAAGGUAAAAGUAACAUACUAGAAGCAAAAUUGUUGAUCACUUUCUCCUUAACAUUUGUUUUCAUGUUGGUUCUGACCCCAAAUCAUAUACUGUCAUGAACGUGUAAUGCAGAUUGUUUAGGCAAUACCUUCUCCUCCUAGUCAUGAAUCAACUGGAUUAUUCCGAUUCAUUGCUGGAGUAGGUAGAAGCUUGACUGUUGCUAAUACAUUUGGCUCAUUUGCACUAGUCAUGCUUUUCGCUUUGGGGGGCUUUGUCCUGUCAAGAGGUAAAAAUCUAAGUAAAGAUACUUGACGUCUAGUAACUAAAUUUCUG